Gastrolobium bilobum is the source of this 1161-nucleotide messenger RNA. Its product is annotated as GDSL esterase/lipase 5-like. Bases 1 to 1131 code for a protein of 376 amino acids. NCBI's taxonomy places the organism in Eukaryota, Viridiplantae, Streptophyta, Magnoliopsida, Fabales, Fabaceae. Gene Ontology annotation, molecular function: hydrolase activity, acting on ester bonds. The record is from RefSeq and is a predicted model, not a curated record. The transcript is spliced from 5 exons.
AUGAAGUUCAUUGUUGUGGCAAAUCAAGGGGCCUCUAUGUUCUUUCUUGUAUUCUUUAUAGCUCUUGUUUUUCAGACCCAUGGAAGCAAGACCGAUUAUAGGAGCAGCAAGCAAGUUGCUUUAUUCAUUUUUGGUGAUUCAUUCUUAGAUGCAGGCAAUAACAAUUACAUCAACACUACAACCUAUGACCAAGCAAAUUUCUGGCCUUAUGGAGAAACCUACUUCAAGUUUCCGACCGGGAGAUUCUCUGAUGGCCGGUUGGUACCAGAUUUUAUGGCUGAAUAUGCAAACCUUCCAUUGAUUCCACCAUUUCUACAACCUGGCAAUACCCAAUACUAUAGUGGUGUGAAUUUUGCCUCUGGUGGAGCAGGUGCUCUUGUUGAAACUUUUGAAGGGUCGGUAAUACCCCUCAAAACGCAAGCAAGAAACUUCAAGAAAGUAGCAACUUUGUUGAGGCACAAGUUAGGAAGUUCUGACGCUAAAACAUUGUUAUCAAGCGCUGUCUACAUGUUUUGCAUCGGAUCUAAUGAUUACUUUGUUCCCUUCUUGACACAUUCUGAUGUUCUUAAGUCUUACUCUCAUUCUGAAUAUGUUGGCAUGGUUAUUGGUAACUUGACUUCCAUCAUCGAGGAAGUAUAUAAGAGAGGGGCUAGAAAAUUUGAGUUCAUGAACUUGCCACCCUUGGGUUGUCUUCCAGGCACCAGAAUAAUUGAGUCGGAAGGAAAUGGAAGUUGCUUACAAGAACUUUCAUCCCUUGCAAGUUUACAUAAUCAAGCUCUAUCUGUAGUUCUCUUACAAUUGGAGAAGCAGCUAAAGGGCUUUAAAUUUUCUCUCUAUGAUUUCCACACUGAUGUCACUGAAAUGAUCAACCAUCCCUUGAAAUAUGGAUUGAAGGAGGGAAAAUCAGCAUGUUGUGGAAGUGGGCCACUUAGAGGAGAGUACAACUGUGGGGGAAAAAGAGGGGAGAAGCAAUUUGAAUUAUGUGACAAACCCAAUGAACAUUUAUUUUGGGAUUCUUACCAUCUUACAGAAAGUGCUUACAAACAAUUGGCAGAUCGGAUGUGGGGUUAUACUAACAACUCUCACACUAUAGGGCCUUACACUAUCAAAGAUCUCUUCCAAGCCCCAUGAUUUGUUUCCUGAUUUAUUACUUUCCCUUUC